AUGUCGAGCAUUCCGGAGGAGAUUUACUUUGAAAUCCUUAUUAAAGUACCAGCAAAAUCCCUAUUAGCUUGUAAGUAUGUGUGCAAAACAUGGUAUUCACUUAUUUCUAAUCCUGAUUUUGUUAAGAUGCAACUUAAUCUUACUUUGGAAUACCCAUUCAAAUCCUUAAGUUAUUCAGCUACACUUAUGGGUUGCUGUGAUGGUCUGGUUUGCCUAUGGUUCGACAAGAGGCAGUUCUUUUGUGUUUGGAAUCCAGUCACAAGGGAGGACAAGGUACUACCAAAAUCAAAUAUGUGUUAUCCGUAUUAUCCUAGUAUGGUUGCAUUUGGUUAUGAUUAUAAGAGUAACGAAUACAAGUUACUAGUUGCUUCCGAGAGUUUAUUCGAAGUCUUUUUAUUACGAACAAAUUCAUGGAAAAGAAUUGAAAUCGUACCUUAUGAGUUGCGUAUGUGCAGUAAAGCAUCCGGGCUGCUUGUUAAUGGAGAUCUUCAUUGGUUAGCUGAAAGGACGCAAGACUCUUCCGAUGUUCUAGUGUCUAUAGAUAUUAGCAAAGAGACUUUCAAAGAGUUGGAACUACCAGAAACUUUAGAGAAUAACGUUUUGCUUAUUAAUUUGGGGGUGUUGGAAGGGCUUAUAUUGUCUUUUAAGGGUGGUGAGAUUCUAUUUGGGAGUGAGUUUGGUCUACUUCUAUAUGACCCUGAAUGUGGAAGAGUUAAAGAGCUAAACAUAUCUAGUUUGACAAGUUUGUACCAAGAUGAGCUUUAUUUUGAAAGCUUAGUUUCACUCAAGUCGAAUACUUAUGUAGGGAGGGAAGAACAAAUAGAGGAACGUAAUAAGAAGAAUAAGAAGAAGAAGAUGAGGAAGAGAGCAUGA
Messenger RNA from Papaver somniferum (opium poppy), 873 nucleotides. Its product is annotated as F-box/kelch-repeat protein At3g23880-like. The record is from RefSeq and is a predicted model, not a curated record. Gene Ontology annotation, molecular function: protein binding. The transcript has 3 exons. NCBI's taxonomy places the organism in Eukaryota, Viridiplantae, Streptophyta, Magnoliopsida, Ranunculales, Papaveraceae. Bases 1 to 873 code for a protein of 290 amino acids.